AUGUCUACCUGUUCCAUUCUGAUGUGUUGCGAAGACACAAUCUUUGUUGGUGUGGAUUCGAGGGGUACAGCUUAUGACACUAAUGCAUUUAUCUUGACUGAAAAAGCGAAAAAAUUAUUCAAAAUCCAGUACAACAUAGUUGCGACAAUUGCAGAAGAUUCCGGUCAAUGUGAAGCAUUGAUAACUUAUGUGAAAGACAUAAUGGAAAAUGCAAUGGACAUAAAUGGGGGAGUAGCUGGAGACAUCCAUCGUGCAGCAACAUUAGCCCAAGAAUAUAUCCGAACAUGGAAAUCAGUGUUUAGAAAGCCAUUUAUCGGGUCUGUUCUUAUAAUUGGAUGGGAGAACGGUAAUAAGAGUUUUCGUCGGCAAGAUAAAUGCAUUAGUGCCAUAAGCUGUACCCCUCGAAUCCACACCAACAAAGAUUGUGUCUUCGCAGCACAUCAGAAUGGAAUAGGUGGACAUUUCGCUUUUGAAUAUUAUCUGUCUCACGGGAAAGGCAAUAGUAGAGAAGAAUUGUUAGAACUUCUGAAACAUGUUUUACUAUAUGCAACAAUUGUUGAUCCAAUGAGUGGUGGUCUUAUCUGUGUGACUGAGGUGAGACCAUUUGGCUUUUCUAAGAUUUAUUCCCACCGUGUUUUAGAAAUGUUUUUUGAUCAUUACGAUGCUAUGACUAAAUAUCUUCCACAUACAUUGGUUUCUCUCUGGUGCAAUUGUGAUCAUGAAUACACUUAUGAGCAUAAUGAGAAAGUGAAUGGAGUAUUGUUCGGCUUUCUUGGAGAUUAUCAUAAAAGUGUUGUCUUGGGGAUAAAUAGGAAAUUUGUUGUGCGACUCCUGCAUUUUUCUUACCAAGUUCAUGCAAAAUAUGAGCAACUGAAACAGUUGAAUGCAUAUUGGGUUCAAGAUUAUGAAAUGAAUUCAAGACCGAAAUCGCGACACACUUAUGACUGCACUGUGCAUCUUGCAGUUCGAGAGCUACCAUGGAUUCUAAUGAGUGGGUUUGAUUCUCCUAUUGUAUUUGGUGAACCAACACGUAAUUUGGUGAAAUUAUUACGAGACGUGUAG
Messenger RNA from Prunus armeniaca (apricot), 1062 nucleotides. NCBI's taxonomy places the organism in Eukaryota, Viridiplantae, Streptophyta, Magnoliopsida, Rosales, Rosaceae. The record is from the annotation of a GenBank genome assembly.